AUGCUCACAGAGAAGGAGAGAUGGCUACUUCCAGGAAUGGGAAAGGGAGGAGAUAAGCAAAAGAACUUUUGCAGUAAGAGUCAUGGUCCACAGGCCACACAUCUCCCUGCACCUCAACUUCAGACCCAAACACCCAAGCCUCACACUUUCAGGAAUAAAUCCUACUCUUCCGCCCAAAGCGGAUCGACCCGGCUCGAUCUCCCAACCAGACCCGCGUGGCCCCUGCGGCUGCAACUGGUAACACUUGACGGCCGUCCGCACUUCCUCCUUUGUCUUUCCCUUAUUUCUUACGUUUCUCCCUUGCUCCUUUGUCUUUCCCUCAUUUCUUACGUUUCCCCGCUGCUCACUCUUCCCUCCUUACCCUAUCGGGGCCGCAGACCCACGGGGCCACGUUCACUCCUGCCCCUCGGCCUUGGCAAGCGCGGGCCCGUUGUCGCGCAGAGCCGUGGGUCCUGGGGGAUCCUGGAUUGGCCCAGCCACACCUUGCGCCGCAGCCGUUUCUGCUGGACACCAGGAGAAAACUACGGAAGCGGUAGCCACCAGCUUCCCCUACCUUGCCCAGGGGCUCGGAUCCCACUCCCCAGUCACCGCCAGACCGGAAGCAGGAAGGCGGAAGUCGCGGCCUUUGCGUCCCGCCCACAGACGACCCGAACCUCCAGCCGGGCGUUAGGAAGUCUAGGUGCUGGUUUCCGGCUGCGCCAUUGCUGUGCUUGAACUUGAGACUGCCACGUCCUGCGGGGACCAAGUGGUGGGCGAGGAGGCGUGGAGCGGCCUCAGGACUCAAGGAGAGGUUCCGAAGCAGCUGGGAACUUUUGCCUUUGCCUCCCGAGGUCGAUCGGAAGACAACCUCCAUCCCCUGCUGUAGCCGGACAGUUGGAGGGUCCUGGGUGGGUGAGGUGUUUAGCUGAGAGAAACUCAGACCAAAGAGCAGCGGCAAGAAAGCAUUUGGGUUCCCACAAAGCGCCCGAAGUCAAGGUAAGGGUCACACAACGACCCUUGACGAUUCCGACGAGUUCAUCCUGGUUCACAUCCCACUCCACACCUCUCUCUUCUGGUUGGGCAAUAGUUACAUCCUUACGUAAAGGAGGCAAGCUGCGGGGCCUUGGUGGAUCCACUCAACCUUGUUACCAAGGGACAUGCCGCCAUGCUAUGUGAAAAGGGGGGUUUUGUUGUUUGUUUUUAAUUUAAGUACCCAAUUCGUUUCACGAAAGAAUGAUCAAUACCUACCCAGAGUAAACUUGAUAAGUAAUUAAACUGUCAGGGCAUAGAGUUCCCAUAGAGGUGCUUGUUCUUUCAAUACACAAAUAAAAGGAUGCAAAAGUCAA
Molecule: messenger RNA, 1325 nt
Organism: Piliocolobus tephrosceles (Ugandan red Colobus)
Lineage: Eukaryota; Metazoa; Chordata; Mammalia; Primates; Cercopithecidae
Exons: 3
Coding region: 1-714 (237 amino acids)
Source: RefSeq, a predicted model, not a curated record